Aspergillus puulaauensis is the source of this 2217-nucleotide messenger RNA. RefSeq lists its product as uncharacterized. The coding region runs from base 1 to 2217 and encodes 738 amino acids. The record is from RefSeq and is a predicted model, not a curated record. Lineage: Eukaryota; Fungi; Ascomycota; Eurotiomycetes; Eurotiales; Aspergillaceae. The transcript has 7 exons.
AUGGCGCCCUUAUCAAGGCUGUAUUUAUUGGCAAGUCUUGCAUGCACGAUAGCUGGCAGCGAUGCCGUCAAUCAACCAUCAUGCGCCAAUGCUUCUCAAUCGCUGUCUUUGAGCGAUCCUCCUUACGAGAACUACUUCUACUCAGACUGCAACGUGGCCGCCCAGGCAGUCGUCACCAGCCCGCUGCCAGAAAGCAACCUCUCAAUAAUCGGUCCUCGAUUGAUUGUCGCGUGGCCCGCUGGCAACAGUGGCGCCUGCGCAUACUUCUCGCCGCAGAAUGGUGUCAAUGGAACUCUCGGUAUUGAGCUGGUCAAUUCCACCGCCGGAAACCCACUGGGUCCAACAUACAGCGCGUCACAAAACGGGAGCGGGCCGCCCAAUGUCGGCGUGCAGGCCCUCAUGCGCUUCAAUUCCUCUGCAACUCUCACUCUCUCUAUCCUGGGAAGUAUCCGCACGAUCCGCGAUUUCGUCGAGGGUGAUGGUAUCCUCUACCCCCAGAUACAGGAUGCUAUCACGUACACAUCCAACGACGACGGCAGUGUCAUGCUUCAGCGGCGGUGGCUGGACAAUGUCACCACCACCAGCCUUCAUUUCACCCCGAAUUCCUCGGGAAGCGCGGUGAUCGUGUCGGGGCGGACUGUGAACUUCACCGCAGGCGACUACGUCGUCUCAGCUGAGAUGAACUACCCCCAAUUGAGACAGCUGCCACCUGGCGAGGUGCUGAACUCGGAUUCGGCGGGCCUUAUUACAAAGAUGCCCGACCAGACUGCUACGCUCUCAUUCUUAUCAUACUCGGAGAAACUCCUUGCUGGUGCUUGGCGAUUCCUCACGUACUUUGGGCGCGAUUCGAUGAUAUCGGCGCUGUUGAUGCAGCCUGUACUGAGCUCUACUGCUAUGGAGGCCGUGAUCGGUGCUGUUCUGGAACGAGUUAACCGGACUGAUGGCAGUGUUUGUCACGAGGAAUCGAUUGGUGACUACGCGACUUGGCUUAAUAUGGAGGAGAACAUAACCAGUAACGCUAUGGUUUGCGAUUACAAUAUGGUCGACUCGGAAUACUUCCUCCCCAUCCUGAUGCAGCGAUAUCUUUUGCAGAACCCAGCUGGACAGCGUCAAACUGCUGCCUUCCUUAACACCUCGGCUGGUACUAUCAACGCGGCAAACAAGGGCUUGACCUGGGGAGAACUGGCCCUGACAAAUGCAGAGAGGAUCAUACGUCUUGCUGGUCCUUUCUAUCACAAUCAGACGAAGGACAAUCUGAUUCAUCUCAAAGAGGGACAGAUUGUCGGAGAAUGGAGAGAUAGCACUUACGGUCUCGGGGGAGGACGCAUUCCUUACGAUGUGAACACAGCUCUCGUCCCCGCUGCUUUACGGUCCAUUGCAGCGCUAUCCAGCAAAGGCCAUUUCCCCAAGCACCGUAAUUGGUCUAAGCUGGCCGACACAUACGCACGAACCUGGGAAGACAAGACCCUCCCCUUCUUCGAAGUGACGAUUCCCCAAACCCAAGCAAAGUCCAUGGUGUCAUCCUACAAGAAUGCUUCCUCGUUCGCGGGCCCAGACCAGGCCAACACAAUCGACACCGACAUCGUCUUCCACGCCCUUUCCCUCGACGGCCACGACAAUCUCACCAAGGUCGAAGUCAUGAACACCGACGACUGCUUCCGCCAUUUCCUCCUCAACACCACCAACGAUGCCCAAUUAACCCCGUUCCUUAACAACUCCGCCUCAAACAUCCGCCGCACCUUCCCCGCCGGCCUGAUGACCUCUGCCGGAAUGGUCGUCGCGAACCCGGCUUUUGGCGAGGACCCGGUGUACGCGCAGAACUUCACAACAGGCGCCUACCACGGAACCGUGGUCUGGGGGUGGCAGCUCGCCAUGAUGGCCAGGGGUCUAGAACAGCAGCUGGGACGAUGCGAAGGUGUCUCUAACGCUAACUCUAACGCAACAGCUCCAGCUCCAGCUCCCGCGUUCUGUGGCGAUGCCUCGGUUUAUGAGAAUGCCAGGACGGCUUAUAAUACGCUUUGGGAUACGAUUGAGAAGAACACGGCGCAGCUGUCGCAGGAGGUCUGGUCGUGGGUUUACUCGGAGGGAGAGUUCCAUGCUACGCCUUUGGGUGUGUUGCCGCCUCCCCCGGGGGUUGGGAGUCAAACUGAAUCGAAUAUUAGACAGCUGUGGUCUCUGUCCUUCCUGGCAGUGAAUAGGAAUAAGGCUUAUCAAUGA